Cynocephalus volans (Philippine flying lemur) is the source of this 1926-nucleotide messenger RNA. It is a transcript of the gene IRF1, whose product is annotated as interferon regulatory factor 1. Bases 185 to 1156 code for a protein of 323 amino acids. The transcript has 10 exons. The record is from RefSeq and is a predicted model, not a curated record. Gene Ontology annotation, cellular component: nucleus. Gene Ontology annotation, biological process: immune system process; regulation of transcription by RNA polymerase II. Gene Ontology annotation, molecular function: DNA-binding transcription factor activity, RNA polymerase II-specific; RNA polymerase II cis-regulatory region sequence-specific DNA binding. Lineage: Eukaryota; Metazoa; Chordata; Mammalia; Dermoptera; Cynocephalidae.
CCCAGCCGAGGGCAGUCAGAGUGGUGCCAAGCCAACGCCAGCCGUGCCCAGCGGCCCUGAGACCCGGGCAUCCUCUGCCUUCUCCGCUUUCACCCGGAUCGCGCUUCGCGCGCUCGCACAGCAGCCCGCGCCUCGCCGGAACCCUAGGGCGCCUCCGCCGGAUCGCUCCUGCUGCAGAGCCAACAUGCCCAUCACUCGGAUGCGCAUGAGACCCUGGCUAGAGAUGCAGAUUAAUUCCAACCAAAUCCCGGGGCUGAUCUGGAUUAAUAAAGAGGAGAUGAUCUUCCAGAUCCCAUGGAAGCACGCCGCCAAGCAUGGCUGGGACAUCAACAAGGACGCCUGUCUGUUCCGGAGCUGGGCCAUUCACACAGGCCGAUACAAAGCAGGGGAAAAGGAGCCGGAUCCUAAGACAUGGAAAGCCAACUUUCGCUGUGCCAUGAACUCCCUGCCAGAUAUUGAGGAGGUGAAGGACCAGAGCAGGAACAAGGGCAGCUCAGCUGUGCGUGUUUACCGAAUGCUCCCACCUCUCACCAAGAACCAGAGAAAAGAGAGAAAGUCCAAGUCCAGUCGAGAUACCAAGAGCAAGGCCAAGAGGAAGUCAUGUGGGGAUUCCAGCCCUGACACUUUCUCUGAUGGACUCAGCAGCUCCACCCUGCCUGAUGACCAUAGCAGCUACACUGCUCAGGGCUAUGUGGGGCAGGACUUGGAGGUGGACCAGGCCCUCACUCCAGCACUGUCACCGUGUGUCGUCAGUAGCACUCUCCCUGACUGGCACAUCCCAGUGGAAAUUGUGCCAGACAGCACAAGUGACCUGUACAACUUCCAGGUGUCACCCAUGCCUUCCACUUCUGAAGCCGCGACAGAUGAGGAUGAGGAAGGGAAAUUACCUGAGGACAUCAUGAAGCUCUUGGAGCAGUCGGAAUGGCAGCCAACAAACGUGGAUGGGAAGGGGUACCUGCUCAAUGAACCUGGGGUCCAGCCCACCUCCAUCUAUGGGGAGUUCAGCUGCAAGGAAGAGUCAGAAGUUGACAGCCCUGGGGGGCUGAGCCUAAACCGUGUCUUCACAGAUCUGAAGACCACAGAUACCAGCUGGCUGGACAACCUGCUGUCCCCUGUCAGGCUGACCUCCAUCCAGGCCAUUCCGUGUGUGCCAUAGCUAGGUCCCUGGCCCCUCUUACUGCUCCAGGCAAGCAGAACCUGGCAUCAUGGUGGCUGUGGUGCAGAGAAGCUGGACUCCUAUGAGCCCUUCGACAUAACAAAGUGUGAUCCCCACUGCCAAGCAGGGAUGGGGCCUCCCUCCUUGGGUCAGCAGCCUCUCAGGGCCUGGCAGGGUCUGGGCUCAUCUUGGGGGGUAAAGCUGGCCUACCUCCUGGCAAGAUGGGGUUCUGAGAUUGGUGUGUCAGGUGGAGGACUUGGGUAAGAGUCAGCCUCUAGCUUUUCUCUCUGAGUCCAGCUACCCGGAGAGGGUCUCACUGUCGUUGCACUGGCCCCAAGGGGAACAGACCAGUGACCUCAGAAAAUCAUAGGACCAAUCCCAGGGCUGAUUCUGCACUAACAGACAAUUGCACUAAGUGAAUCCUGUUCCCAAAGAACUCCUUCCAUUCCCAGCUGAGCCCUCGGGACUGUUCCAAAGCCAGUGAAAUGUGAAGGGAAAAUGGGUUCCUGCGGAGUGGUCUUUCCUCCGCCUCAGCUCUGCCCUGCUCCCUGCUCUGACUGAGGGGCUUGGGAAAAAACAUGGCACUUUUUCUUGUGGACCUUGCUACAUUUCUAAUCAGAGGUGUACACUAACUUUUCCCCCAAGCUCUUGGCCUUUGAUUUAUUUAUACAGUGCCUUGCCCAGCACUCAUGACCCCCUCAGGCUCCAGUAGCCCUCAGCAGGCCCAUGGAGGGAAGUGUGAGUGCCUUGGUGUGACUUUGAAGAUUGGA